This is a messenger RNA of Cydia amplana, 676 nucleotides long. RefSeq lists its product as uncharacterized. The transcript has 2 exons. The coding region runs from base 43 to 603 and encodes 186 amino acids. NCBI's taxonomy places the organism in Eukaryota, Metazoa, Arthropoda, Insecta, Lepidoptera, Tortricidae. The record is from RefSeq and is a predicted model, not a curated record.
UAAUUUUGUAACUUUAAUGGUUAAAUUGUUUUGAAUUUUACAAUGAACAGGUAUGGUGUAGAUCCAAAAGUAAAGAAAACACUUGUCAGAAACGUGGAACAUAAAGUGAGGCCUACUGCGCGUACGAAAGUGGUACACAACGUUGAAAAUACCCCGUCCACAGAAGACCCGUCUACGAUACAAACAAGGGAAUUAGAUCAACCAACACUUUGUUCGAGUGAAUUAUUGGCUAAUUAUUUAUCUGGAGUCAAACAUUCUCUUCCACCACCCUUAUCUUCCAAAGAUCUGUGUGAAAGUAAAUCAGAAAUAUGUACCAAGAUGACAAAAAAGCUGAACUUCCACAUAAACGACAGAAUGUACAAGGAUCUUAUAGAACUAAAUGCCACUAUUGAAGACCAAAAGACAAAAAGAAAUGUGCGGCCCUCAAGCAGUGCUAGUUCUGUUAAACGGGAUGCAGAGCCAAAUAUUGAAGACUUCUUUGAAGAAGAGACUGACAUAGACACACCGCCUAAAAUACCUGUAAUAAAACCUAAAUUCAGACCUAUCCGGAAGGUGGAUGAUGGCGAACUACACAAAUUAGUUGCGAAUUUUGAAUGCUUAUGACAUGCAUAUGCCAUUAAAAGCUAUGCUCAACCUGUUUCAAUUAUUAAGUUGUAAUAAACUAUUUAUGACAUAA